GCCACCGCCGCGCUACCCGCGGCCGCGCAGCGCCGUAAGCCUUCGGACACCGCCGGCUGCGCCUGUCACCGACCCGCUCCUCCGGGACAAGACCCCCGCGCCGGCCAAGGAUUUCUAGAGCACCUCAGACGAUAUCCCAAGUGGAUGAUCAACUUCACAAUGGCAGAAGUAGAGAAGAGCAGCUGUAUGGACUGGCAAAAGCGGUGCCUUGCCUUGGAGUCCCAGCUCUUCAAAUUUCGCUUGCAGGCAACCAAGAUCCGAGAGCUGUUAGCUGAGAAGAUGCAGGAAUUGGAACAGAGAGUGAUAGAAGCAGAGCAAAGAGCAGAGGAUGCUGAGAAACAGGUCAGAGUUAUGGAAGAGAAAAUGAAACUAGCCAACAUGAAGAGCAGUGAAUCAGACAGCACCCUGCACAGGAAAUACCAGGAGCUGAUGGGCACAGUGCAAGGAAAGGAAGAUCUAAUCAACAGAUUGGAGACACAGCUAGAAAAACAGAAACAGUUGAGGACUGAGGAAGCCAAAGUUGUUCAAGAGAAAGCUGCCAAGAUCAAAGAGUGGGUAACAUUUAAGCUGAGAGAGCUUGAGCUAGAAAAUCACCACCUGAAAGACUGUAAUCGGAGGCUGACGGAGCAAAUUGAAGCCCUUCAGGAUACAUUGCAAGAUAUGACCAGUAUUCUUCCCUUUGAAUCUCUUUGGAGCUGUAAUUCUCUGAAGCCCAGAGUGUCACAGGCCUCUUUCACUGAGAAGGUAGACCAGAAAUCUGUGCUCCUUGCACCCGGUUUUGGAAAAGUGUGUCAGACAGGACCUGCCAAACGUGUCCUCUCUACAGCAAACAUAGUCCUUGCCAGUGACACCUUUACUGAGAAUGGAGAGGAUAAAUCUCUGCUUUCCCAGAGCACGCUGAAGUUCAUGUCUGGCCGAUCGAGCUGGAAUCUCUCCACAGAGAAGGAUGUAUUCCCAGCUGUAAGUUCUGAACACAGGUUAGGGUGCACUGAUCCCACAUCACUGGACCCUCCAGCUGAAGCCACAAGAAUCCUUGAGGCUCUGACUUUCCAGUCAUCUCUGGACGGAAACCGUAAUGCUGUGAGCACCUUUCAGCAAGUGACUUUGGACAGCACCCGCUUCUCUGAUCUGAGUGCCAGGUUCCACUCCCACCAGCUGGACUCCUCUUCCUCAGGAGAAAUAAUGAGCAUGCUUGAGGGCCAUCUUCAAACUACUAAGCCACCCCUGGUUGUGUCAACAUCAGCUGUCACAGCACAUUCCUUCUGUCCAGGGAGGGAAUGUGGCCUGGGCAGUAGUAUGACCUUUCCAAAAAUACGGACUCCCAAUACACCAAGAGACAGUAUCCAACUAGCCAAGAGACAUUACAGCCAGCCACAGCCAGGGGCUAAUUCUUUCUGUCGUGUACUGAGCUUAGAGACCAGCACCUUCCAGCCCAUAACAGACUCUCCAGUCUGCCAUGAGCAAGUGAAGGAGACAGACAUUGAUGAUGAUGGGGUACUGGAGAAGAUGGAGACAGAACGUGGCCCAAUGAGGGUCCAAGAAGCUGGAGGGUAUGAGGAAAUCAACUGCUCAUCUGCAGGGCAGAGAGAAGCUGUGAGUUCUGAGGCUGGGAUACUUGACCCAGGAGGUAAACCUCCCACACCACCACUGCACAGAUUCCCAUCAUGGGAGAGUCGAAUCUAUGCUCUGGCCAAGUCUGGUAUGAGGUUGUCUGAAGUAGCCACAGUGAAUGAUACUUCCAGCUGCUUUUCCAAUUUCUCGCAUUCAACUUCUGGGCCAUUUACCUGUCUCAUCUACAGAAAUGUCACAGUGCCAGUCUACACAACGCUGAAGGGGAAAGCCACACAGAUCAGCAACGUGCCUUUCUUAGAUGAGUCUUCAGGUUCUGAUGAUGACUGUGGUUCCCAUGCCAGCUUCAGGACUUCUACUGCUGGAUCUGAGACCAGGAAAGCUAGCAUGCCAGGCAGCCCUCGUGCAGUGAAGAGAGGUGCCUCUAUGUCCUCACUGAGCUCUGAGAGUGACUAUGCCAUUCCUCCUGAUGCCUGCUCUUUGGAUGGUGACUAUUCAGAGCCAGAACAUAAGCUGCAGCGAACAUCUUCCUAUUCCACUGAUGGUGGAAUCUGCACUGAACCCAUGGAGAAAUCAGGUUACUUGCUGAAAAUGGGCAGCCAGGUGAAGAUGUGGAAGAGGCGAUGGUUUGUUCUAAGAAACAGACAAAUCAUGUACUACAAGUCUCCGAGUGAUGUCAUCCGCAAACCACAAGGGCAGAUGGAGCUGAAUUCCUCAUGCCAAAUUGUCAGAGGUGAAGGGUCCCAAACAUUCCAGCUCAUGACAGAAAAGAGAACAUACUUCCUGACAGCAGACUCUCCCAACAUCCUGGAGGAGUGGAUUCAUGUCCUACAGAGUGUUCUGAGAGUGCAAGUGACCAGUCCUGUUGGUGUUCCUCGUAGUGAUGCUAAACCUACUGUGAAAGGUUGGCUCACCAAGGUCAAGCAUGGGCACUCCAAGCUGGUCUGGUGUGCACUGAUUGGAAAAACUUUCUACUACUAUCGAAAUCAUGAAGAUAAGUGUCCCCUAGGGCAUCUGCCUAUGCGUGAGUCCAAAGUGGCAGAAGUGGACCGUUCCUGUGACUCUGAUGAAGAUUAUGAAGCUACUGGUGGAGGACUUCUCUCAUCCCACUGUACACUGGUGAUUCACCCCCAGGACCAGAGUCCCACCUACUUACUCAUUCGCACCAAGCAGGAGAAGAAUACCUGGCUGUACCAUCUGACUGUAGCUGCUGGUAGCCAUAAUGCCACAGUGGGCACAUCUUAUGAACAACUCAUUGGAAAACUAUUGGAUGCAGAGGGAGACCCUAAUUCUCCUCUAUGGAAACAUCCUAUGUUGUGCUACAGUAAAGAUGGGUUGCACACAUCCCUCACCACUCUGCCAUCAGAGGCUCUACAGACUGAAGCUCUGAAACUUUUUAAGUCCUGCCAGCUCUUCAUCAAUGUCCCUGUGGAGGCAGCCUCUAUAGAUUACCACGUGUCCCUUGCCCAGACAGCACUGCAGGUCUGCUUGACACACACUGAAUUGCAAAAUGAAAUUUACUGUCAGCUUGUUAAACAGACCAGCUGCCGACAGCCUCAGAACCACUCAGUCAUUCAGUGCUGGCAACUCCUGGCUUUGUGUGCUCCUCUGUUCCUGCCUCAGCAUCACUUCCUCUGGUACAUCAAACAGCACCUGCAGCGACACGCAGACCCCAGGAGUGAAACAGGCAAGUAUGCCAUCUACUGCCAGAGAUCGGUAGAACGCACCCUGCAGAGCGGCGAGCGGGAAGCCAAGCCCUCCCGCAUGGAGAUUGUGUCCAUCCUGCUGAGAAAUCCCUACCACCACUCACUCCCCUUCAGCAUCCCAGUGCACUUCAUGAACGGAACCUACCAGGUUGUAGGUUUUGAUGGUUCCUCAACAGUUGAUGAAUUCAUCCAGCAACUGAACCAGGAGACAGGAAUGAGAAAACCAUCUCGCACAGGGUUUUCACUGUUCACAGAUGAUCCUUCUGGCAAGAAUUUGGAACACUGUCUGCAGGGCAACAUGAAGAUCUGUGAUGUCAUUUCUAAAUGGGAACAAGCCUUAAAAGAAUUGCAUCCCGGGAAAUAUGAAGGAGGCACAAGGAUUGUGAAGUUGACCUAUAAGAACAGGCUCUAUUUUCGGAGCCAGGCCAAAGGUGAGACAGACCGGGAGCGGUUGCUCUUGGCCUUCCAAGUCAGCAGUGAAAUCUCCAAUGGAAGGUUUCCUGUUAGUAAGGAAUUAGCUCUGGAAAUGGCAGCUCUGAUGGCUCAGGUGGAAUUUGGGGAUUUGGAUCGACCAGGAUAUUCAAGUCCUACUGGAACAUCACAGUCGAAGAUGCAACAUCUUCUUCACCAGGUCUUAGAUAAAUUCUACCCCAAAACCUAUAAGCAAAACAUUAAUCCUGAACAGCUCAGGCAACUGGCUGACAGGCUAGCAACAAAGUGGAUGGUGCUGCAGGGAUGCUCUCCACCAGAAUGCAUUCGAAUUUAUUUGACGGUGGCCCGGAAAUGGCCUCUUUUUGGAACCAAAAUAUUUGCUGCUAAGCCUACUUUGCCUUCAUCAUUAGAAGAUGGUCCAGUCUGGAUAGCUGUGAAUGAAGAUGGUAUCAGCAUACUGGAAUAUAACACUAUGCACUUGAAGGUCUCUUAUCCAUAUUCCUCUGUGCUGACCUUUGGAGGCUGUCGAGAUGACUUCAUGAUUGUAGUCAGUCAAAUGAAAGAGAGGAGUUCUGGAAAGAACAGCACUGAAAAACUCCUUUUCACAAUGGCAGUUCCAAAGAUUGUUGAAGCAACACUUCUUAUUGCCAGCUAUAUUAACUACCGUUCAACACCUCCACUCCUGUCUUCUACACAGCCCUCCCAAAAUAAAACGUCUGCCAACAAGCUCUGGGAAAAGGAAAGUAGGUGCUUUGUUCCUUCUGUGCCCCGCAGCACUAAGGGGCCCACCCUGCUCUGA
This is a messenger RNA of Calypte anna (Anna's hummingbird), 4506 nucleotides long. It is a transcript of the gene PLEKHH1, whose product is annotated as pleckstrin homology, MyTH4 and FERM domain containing H1. Gene Ontology annotation, cellular component: cytoskeleton. The transcript has 29 exons. Lineage: Eukaryota; Metazoa; Chordata; Aves; Apodiformes; Trochilidae. The coding region runs from base 145 to 4506 and encodes 1453 amino acids. The record is from RefSeq and is a predicted model, not a curated record.